AGGAGGAGAGGAUGAAGCCUAUCCCCAGAAGUGCUUUCUCUCAACACGUUAAAGAGAUGCACAGAGAACGAGAGAAAGGAUUUGAACUUGAAUAUCACUCACUUGCUUCUCCUAAAGUCUAUCCUCACUUUAUUGCUAAACUCGAUUGCAAUGGACCAAAGAACAGAUUCGCUAACAUCUAUCCAUUUGAUGAUUCACGUGUUGUCCUCUCAGUGUUGGAUGGUAUUGAAGGAAGUGACUAUAUCAAUGCUUCAUUUAUUGAUGGCUACAAUAGACGGGAUGCUUAUAUAGCAGCACAAG
This is a messenger RNA of Amphimedon queenslandica, 300 nucleotides long. Its product is annotated as receptor-type tyrosine-protein phosphatase T-like. The record is from RefSeq and is a predicted model, not a curated record. The annotation marks the transcript as partial. Gene Ontology annotation, biological process: protein dephosphorylation. Lineage: Eukaryota; Metazoa; Porifera; Demospongiae; Haplosclerida; Niphatidae. The transcript is spliced from 4 exons. Gene Ontology annotation, molecular function: protein tyrosine phosphatase activity.